CUUUCUAUAUUCUGGUCAUCACCAGCAAAGCAAAACCUGCAAACCCACACAAAACCCUAGUUUCUGUUCUGUCAAUAGAUAUAAAUACCUGCCAAAUCUUUCAUUGAUUCUCAAACAACAACUCUCUCUCUCUCUCUCUCUCUCUCUCUCUCUCUCUGCAGGCCACAGAUCGUCCCUCAUACGCUCAACAGUGUCUCAAGCGAUUGACCAUCCUCUUCACUCUCUGCAUUACAUCUUUCUCGAUUUCUUUUGGUUUUUUUUUUUUAAUCUAACAAAUUGCCUUCUAGUCUUGGUUCUCUACUGUUUUUGCAGGGUUUUGUCUUUUGUUUUUUCUUCUCUCAUAUUAUGGAUGCAGGAUCCUCAAACUCUUCUGCAGUGAAGACACGAACCCGAUGCCCCCUUCAAGAUCAGCUUCUACAAAGGAAAAAUUCUCGAGACAAUUUGGAUAGAUUUAUACCGAACCGCUCGGCGAUGGAUUUUGACUAUGCACAUUACAUGCUGACUGAAGGGAGGAAAGGCAAGGAGAAUCCAGCUGUGAGCUCUCCAUCCAGGGAAGCAUACCGUAAGCAACUUGCGGAAACCUUCAACAUGAAUCGGACCCGGAUACUGGCCUUCAAGAACAAGCCCCCCACCCCAGUCGAGGCCAUACCACAUGAUUUCUCAGGCGUUCAACAGUCCAAACCCACAAAGGCCCGUCGGUACAUUCCACAGACUUCCGAAAGAACGCUAGAUGCUCCUGACCUAUUGGACGAUUACUACUUGAACUUAUUAGAUUGGGGUAGUAGCAAUGUUCUUGCAAUUGCUCUCGGAAGCACAGUAUACCUAUGGGAUGCUACUGAUGGUGCCACCUCAGAACUCGUCACUGUUGAUGAUGAAAAUGGACCUGUGACCAGCGUCAAAUGGGCUCCUGAUGGAAAACAUAUCGCUAUUGGUUUGAACAACUCUGAUGUACAGCUUUGGGAUUCUACAUCCAAUAAACAGCUAAGAAACUUGAGAGGCUGCCACCAGUCACGAGUGGGUUCCAUGGACUGGAACAAUCACAUUUUGACGACUGGAGGAAUGGACGGUCAGAUUGUCAACAACGAUGUGAGAAUACGAUCUCAUAUUGUCGAGACCUACAGAGGACACCACCAAGAAGUCUGUGGACUAAAAUGGUCGGCCUCUGGUCAGCAGUUAGCGAGCGGGGGAAAUGAUAACCUCCUCCACAUAUGGGACCGGUCCACUGCUUCUUCUAAUUCACCAACCCAGUGGCUACACCGGCUAGAAGACCACACGGCUGCUGUAAAAGCUCUAGCUUGGUGUCCUUUCCAAGGCAACUUGUUGGCAUCUGGCGGGGGUGGAGGUGACCGGUGCAUAAAGUUUUGGAAUACCCACACUGGCGCAUGCUUGAACUCAGUCGACACUGGAUCGCAGGUCUGUUCUCUGCUUUGGAACAAGAACGAGCGUGAAUUGCUUAGCUCUCAUGGAUUUACUCAGAACCAGCUCACUCUUUGGAAGUACCCAUCUAUGGUGAAAACAGCAGAGCUUACUGGGCACACAUCCAGAGUUCUUUUCAUGGCUCAGAGCCCAGAUGGAUGUACAGUAGCAUCUGCUGCAGGGGAUGAAACUCUGAGGUUUUGGAAUGUUUUCGGGACUCCUGAAGUGGCAAAACCUGCACCAAAGGCAAAUCCAGAGCCGUUUGCUCACUUGAACCGCAUUCGUUGAGUGGGACAGAAAACGGUGGUGUUGGGAUGUGUCAAAGAAACCCUGUAGAUAGACAAUUCUUCUCCAAAGGCUGGGACAGUUGGGUUGAGUUUUGGUGAAAGAGAAAACAAAUAUACUUUUAGGUUCAUGUAAAUCAAACUUGUUGUCCAUGUUUUCUGUGUUUGCUCAGGCAGUGACUAAGUUGUUUUGUAAUUUCUUCUCUGAUUUGCAUUUUCUUCUCUGAGGUUAGGUGACUGUGGCUUGUUUGGUUCUCAGGAGUGAGAAAAAGGAAGGGGGGGAGAUGAAAUUAAGAAGCAGAAUGCAGAUAAUGAGAGUUAAAUUGUUGAGAGAACAAUGUAGCUAGAAGAGAGAAAAGGGACAAGGACCUGUAUUUAGGCAUUUCCUGUACACUAAUGUCACUUUAAUGUAGUAGCAGUCACUCAUCGUGACAAACCAGUAAUUUUUUUUAUUUUGUGCUUUGACUACAAUUCUAUGCUCUGUGUUUU
This is a messenger RNA of Rhododendron vialii, 2189 nucleotides long. Its product is annotated as cell division cycle 20.2, cofactor of APC complex-like. Lineage: Eukaryota; Viridiplantae; Streptophyta; Magnoliopsida; Ericales; Ericaceae. Bases 346 to 1704 code for a protein of 452 amino acids. Gene Ontology annotation, biological process: positive regulation of ubiquitin protein ligase activity; anaphase-promoting complex-dependent catabolic process; positive regulation of anaphase-promoting complex-dependent catabolic process. The transcript has 5 exons. Gene Ontology annotation, molecular function: protein binding; ubiquitin ligase activator activity; anaphase-promoting complex binding. The record is from RefSeq and is a predicted model, not a curated record. Gene Ontology annotation, cellular component: anaphase-promoting complex.